AUCAAUUUCUCCAGCUUCUGGGUUUCGAUUGCAUAAGAUUUUUGAUUCUGAGUAUUGUUUUUGCUUGGGAAACAAGGCAGUUGCGUCCUGGAUCACCGGGGAGAAGGUUUCUCCACUGUUUGAGAAACCCUUCACCGACAAAAGAAGACAUAAACAAUGGCGGACUCGCCGGUGGAUUCACCUCCUGCCCCUGAAACAUCCAAUGGGACACCGCCCUCAAACGGGACAUCGCCGUCCAAUGAGUCAUCGCCGCCAACACCACCUUCUUCACCACCACCAUCAUCAAAAUCUGCUCCUCCGCCAGACAGCUCCGCUUCUUCUUCACCGCCGCCUGCACCACCAACGCAAGAAACCUCACCUCCUCCAUCUUCAUCCUCUAAUCCGCCUGCUGUAGUUAAUCCGCCACCGCAAACUCCAGAGAAUCCUUCUCCACCUGCACCUGAAGGCUCAACUCCGGUAACCCCACCAGCACCACCACAAACACCGUCGAACCAAUCACCACCUUUAGAAAGACCAACUCCUCCUUCUCCUGGUGCCAAUGAUGACCGAAACAGAACCAAUGGCGGAAACAACAACAGAGACGGCUCCACACCUUCACCACCAUCUUCCGGGAACAGAACUUCCGGUGACGGUAGCUCACCUUCACCACCACGGUCAAUAAGCCCUCCUCGGAAUAGUGGAGAUUCAGAGUCAUCAUCGGGUAAUCAUCCACAAGCCAACAUUGGAUUGAUUAUUGGAGUCCUUGUAGGAGCAGGGCUUUUGCUUCUACUUCUAGUGUGUAUUUGCAUCUGUUGCAACAAGAAGAAGAAGAAAAAAUCUCCUCAGGUCAACCACAUGCACUACUACAAUAACAAUCCUUAUGGAGCACCCUCAGGUAAUGGUGGUUAUUACAAGGCAACACCUCAGGAUCAUGUGGUAAAUAUGGCUGGUCAAGGAGGUGGGAAUUGGGGUCCACAGCAACCUGUGUCUGGUCCUCACAGUGACACUUCCAACUUAACUGGUCGAACUGCUACACCGUCACCUCAAGCUGCGACUCUUGGUCACAACCAAAGCACUUUCACCUACGAUGAAUUGUCCAUUGCAACAGAAGGUUUCGCUCAGUCAAAUUUGUUAGGACAAGGAGGAUUUGGGCUUUUGGUUUAUGAGUUUAUACCUAAUAACACUCUUGAAUUUCAUCUUCACGGAAAGGGUCGUCCGGUUUUGGAUUGGCCUACACGAGUGAAGAUUGCAUUGGGAUCAGCUAGAGGUCUUGCAUAUUUGCAUGAAGACUGCCAUCCUCGCAUUAUCCAUAGAGAUAUCAAAGCUGCAAACAUUCUUCUUGAUUUCAGUUUUGAAACCAAGGUUGCAGAUUUUGGAUUAGCUAAGCUAUCUCAAGACAACUAUACUCAUGUCUCCACUCGCGUCAUGGGAACUUUUGGAUACUUAGCUCCAGAGUAUGCAUCAAGUGGAAAGUUAUCCGACAAAUCUGAUGUUUUCUCUUUCGGAGUAAUGCUUCUUGAGCUCAUAACCGGACGACCUCCUCUGGAUCUAACUGGAGAAAUGGAAGACAGCUUGGUUGAUUGGGCAAGGCCUUUGUGUUUGAAAGCAGCUCAAGAUGGAGAUUACAGCCAAUUGGCAGAUCCGCGUCUAGAGCUAAACUACAAUCAUCAAGAGAUGGUUCAAAUGGCUUCUUGUGCAGCUGCAGCAAUCAGACACUCAGCAAGAAGACGGCCUAAGAUGAGCCAGAUUGUACGAGCACUAGAAGGAGAUAUGUCAAUGGAGGAUCUAAGUGAAGGAACAAGACCGGGACAAAGCACGUAUUUGAGCCCCGGAAGCGUGAGCUCGGAGUAUGAUGCAAGCUCUUACAGUGUAGACAUGAAAAAAUUCAAGAAAUUGGCGUUAGAGAAUAAAGAAUAUCAAAGCAGUGAAUAUGGUGGAACAAGUGAGUAUGGCUUAAAUCCUUCUGCUUCAAGUAGUGAAGAAAUGAAUAGAGGCUCAAUGAAACGCAAUCCUCAGCUUUGAAAGAACACAACAGUUCUCAUUAUAUUUUCACUUUUCUUCUCUGUUUUUCUUUCAUUGUUUGUUUCAUUUUGCGUCAAAGAUCUGCAGUUUUUGACAGUCACAAAUUCUGAUGUUUUUAGGAGUAUAUAUUUUUGACCAAAAGAGAUUAGAGUGUGGUUUUGUUGAAAUGUUUAGUACAAAGCCUUAAUCCAUACCAAGUUAUGGUGGAAUUUAUAAUGGAUAUGCAUUAUCAAGAUUGUUUAUUAUUGGUGUUGUAUAUAAUGAUUCUAAAAGUAAUACGGUUAGGUGAAUCUUUUGUUACCGUUGUGAUAAAUUUCUUUUUUGUUUUUGCAACUCAAAUAAGAAAAGGAAACAAUAGAAAAUUUCCUUUUUU
Messenger RNA from Arabidopsis arenosa, 2374 nucleotides. Lineage: Eukaryota; Viridiplantae; Streptophyta; Magnoliopsida; Brassicales; Brassicaceae. The record is from the annotation of a GenBank genome assembly.